AUGGACUCCGUCGUCUGGCAGAAUGACAAAUUUGCUUCCUCAGCCUCGGAGGUCGCUCGAAAACGGUGGAUUUCAAAAUCAUUUUAUUGGCUUACGCUUAAUUUGAUUUUGCUUCUGUGGAUCUCGGCUGUCCUGUAAGCAUGCCCGUGUUUCUUUCUAAGCUUAUGCAGGUCGCCCGCAAAUGUUCUUGCAAAUAUUUGGAAGUCAGCGCUGAGGGACUUAGCUGCACACUUUCUUAGUAAGCUUCUUUUUUCUGAACUAAUCUUUUCUAGCUUUAAGCAUAUUUAUAAUAUGCCUCCUGUCAUGUUUCUUCCACAGUUUUCAAUUACUUAGAGCCCUGAGACCCUUUACUACAAAAGCAAAAGGUUUGUUAAAAGUUACUUGUAACAGUCCUUAGGAACUUUUUAUCCACUGUCCACUCCGGACAGAAUCUUUGGUCCCAACGUUUUCUCGCCUCUGAAACGUGAGGUCUCGUCCAGUUCUUUAAGCGGGUGUGACAUCAAAUCAUGGAUGCAAACCAAAAUUCAAAAAUCUCCCAUUCAUCCUCAGUCUUCAUGGUCCCCAGGGGAACCCGAGAACCGCAGUUUUAGCGAGUUUUGGUUUUCCACGAUGCAGAAUGAGCCCCUCGCAUAUUCUCCAGAUCAGACGACACGUACGUUGCUUCCUUUUAAACGACCUUUUUCAGAUUUUGGGGCUCUUAUCCUUUUAUAUUUUCUGCCUUUUCUCUAUUUGUGCUCAAGUGGUAUUUGUUCUGGAGAUCUUCUGUGGACAUUUUUUUGGAUAUUUGAUUGACUGUUUAGAUGAAUUUAUAAUAAAACACUCGGCAUGUUUUUCAAACCAUUUUUUAAAAUGUAUGUUGCUUAUCCUUCAUGUAUCCGAAACAGUUGGCGUGCCAAAUGGUUCAACCGUGUUACCGGAAUAUGCGCGUUUCCGCAUGUUUCCCAAGUAAUCCUCUGUUGUACCAUUUACUCGUGCUCUAAAUCGUAUCUUAUAAUUGUUGAUUAGGAAUACGUCUGGCACCCGUUCUAAAUGCUGUCGUUCGCCAAACGCGACUUAACAGAAAUCCAAACAGACCAAUCUAAAUUUUAGGAAAUACUGACUCUCUUUAGGACGUCAUUGUCUUGGCAGAAGAGGUGCUGUGUAGCACUGAUCAGUAGAUAAUUAGGAUGGGGUUCAUGUUUUAACAGUGACAUCGCAGGCAGCUGCGUCACGAUCUUCAGAAUGAAUGAAUUCUGUCUUUUUCGUUGGUGGAUCCACCCGACAGAACUUAGCAAGUAUUGGCCAGUGGGUCGUGAACAGAGAUUUUGAUAUUUCAGUCAAGCGUCCUGUGGACAGUCACGUUAUUUUUUUCGAAAGUAGGUUCUCUCUGUAUCUAUAUUUUGCGCAAACCGCGUGGUCUAUGAAGCUUACCUCAUUUGGUUUCCCGAGACGUAUCCUCUGGGCUUGGACAGUGUGCAACAUUUGGCACUUCUUCCUGGACCGAACCGCUCUGCUAAUGAACCUCAGCUGCUGAGUUCAGAGAUGCUUGUAGGGUAGAAACAGUACUAGCAUUCCCCUGUACUUUACUUACUUAACGGCUCCCCUAGACGAAGAAGCAGUGAUUUUUUUACCUGACUUUGUUAACAGCAAUGAUGAUUACGAAUAGAGGACCUUAUUUCAGUCCACUCUCUCUCCUCCCUCUCUCACUCGAAUCUGCCAGCGCCGCGUUUACCUAUGUCAUCGAGCUUCAGUUCGUCAUUUUUAUUGAAUACCUCGAUCCAAAAUUCUGCCAUUGGCUUGGAGAAGUCGUCUGCAAUGGAUAACAGUUGGUCUACUGCCCUAGCCAGACCCCGAUGGAUUUCUUCCCCUCUCUCUUCCUCACUGGCUUCAUUCCAGUAUGAACUGUCUCCGUCUUCAGACACAAAGCCCAAGAGUGCUGUUGAUGAUCGCAGUCUUAACUCACCUGAUCCUACUAAGCCUCAGCUUUCUUCGGAUCCUCGCAUCUCAGAGCAGGAUGCACUGAAAGUAUGUUUCAUUAUUUAGGGCCCGACUAACUCCCUACUUAAUUUUAGAUGCUAGGCCUUAUUUUCUAAUUAAUCAACACGAUCGGAAUUGCUUUUACUUGUGUUUCUGUUUUCAACGCCCUCUCCAUUUACGGAUAAGCCUAGCCUAUGCCAUUAUUUAUUACCGUUACAAGCGACGGCAACUACAGCGACUUCAAUUAUUCCUUUAGUACUGGAAAGACAACAGGGUGACGGGUUCCGAUUUAGAACGCUGGACCAUUAACAUUCGUCGUGUGAGUUUUUUGUUUGACUUUUUAUACCCAUGUUAUGCAACCAUUUGGACCAUGCAAUUGAGUUCAGUCUUGCAUUUUUUAGUGGCUUCAUGGUACCAUUGUUCGUCGCGUGGUUGACGAGAUAACCUUCGUGAACGCGAAAAUCUUGGAAACCUCGGAGGACGCGGCGCUUAUUGGCUGUGAGCAACAUUUGCCCUUUUUAGCAUGUGCUUACUAGUUGUGUGAACUUGUGUUGUCGGUUUCCCCCCGAGAAGAGCACGACAACGUAUGACUGACGGCUGCUCUCAGUUAUUAAUCAACUAACGAUCGGGACUACUGGAAGAGAAGAGGCGAUUUCCGGGAAGUAGUCACGGAAAGGAGACACGAUCGCUGGGACAGGCACAUUAUUAGCCUAACGCUUCGCAUUCUAACUCGAGUCCAUCAUCAGAGGCAGAGUCAGAUAAGGGUAGUGGAUUGCCCAGGUGUUACAAUAUUUAUAGGAUGUAGUUGUUAGGCCGCUACAUGCCUAUCAGAGUUGACAACUUCCGGAGGCAACCAUGAGGCGCCAGAUCAGGAACCCGAAAGCCCCACUGCCACGGCAGGAAACGUCUGGAGUCGUUUACCGGGUCUGGUGCAGUUAUGGUCAAAGCAACUACGUCGGAGGAGCUGGAAGACUACUCCGGAUGCGGUUGGUCGAGCACGCAGCAGCAGUUAGUGGGGACGACGCCAGCUGUCAAGUCGCAGCCCAUUCGACGGGACUCAACCACACAUUCAAGUUUGACAAAGCAGAAAUCCUUGUUAUAGGCGACAACCGUGCGAGCCGUGAACUGCUGGAGUCAUGGUUUUUCGGUCCUCAAUAAAUCAACAAGCGCACUGACCUCCCCUCUCCAUACUGGGCGCUGAAACGUAGCCUAGACAAAGUAGUUAGCUGCGAGGAGAACGUGCGGAUAACCACUGUCCCCGAUAUCAAUGUCAGCGAGCCAAGUCACCCAAGAGUCCACGCGGAUGACGAAAUCCGGUAGUCAGCCCCUCGGCGGCAUCCGAUGAGCGUGGGGACCGAUUAUCUUGACUGACACACAGGCGCAUAGCAACUGAAUUGCAGCGGCAUACUUAAACACCUGACCAGUCGAGUUGUGAUGCGCUCAGCAGCUGCCAACUGUGAUAGGCAUGUAGCGGCCGAGCAACUACAUCCUAUAAAUAUUGCAACACGUGGGCAAUCUCUGAUGAUGAAUUCCAGCUAGAAUCCGAAACUCCAGGCUAAUAAAGCACCUUUUCCAGCGAUCGUGUCUCCUCCCCUGAGAGCAGGACUAAAUUUGUCCCGUAAAUUUCUCUAAACUUUUGACAGAAAAAAUUGUGUAUCGUCCUGGUCGGUCGUGAUCGCGCCGUAUGUUGGAUCUGACAGAUUUGGUCUGAGUGAAAGUAGUAGAGUAAGAGUGAAAGAAUUGUCGUUCUGUCUGAAAUGUAAUGGUUGUUUUUCCUACCUCUGGUAGCUGCCAGGAAACCUUCAGAUAGAAGUGGAUCUGAGGUCCAGAGUAAACGUGGAAAGCCAAGACUGCAUGAACAAGGUGGAUUCUGGUGUGUUUUUCGACGACAGCGUUGUAAGGGUGGCAAGUGAAUGCCAUUUUUACAUCAAUGCCGUUAACGGAAUGAAUUACUCCUCUGAGUUAUAGUUCGCGGGCUUUGGAGGCUCGUGUUUAACUGCUUGCCUCGUCUGCAACUCCAGAGUAUGCCGGGAUUUUUGUCUUGCAAGGUUAUGGUGUCCACUCAGCGUUGAUGAAUGCUCUUGUGACCGAAGAUCACCUUAAAGAUGUCGAUGAGCAUGUUUCUGUCAACAGUGUCCGUUGUUGGCCGUCAGAUUGGUCGCCCACCGAAUUUGAUGGCCUCCCAGACUGUCAAGCGUAGUCAGGUUUUGAAAGUACCUAUUUGAGUAGUGCAGUCUUUCGGUGAAGGGCUUCCCAUAUAUUACCACUUGGGCCGCAUUUUUAGGCCUCAUCAAAGUGAAUACUCUUCCAUCAUGAAGGUCGAGAUCAGUAUAAAUUUCAGCAAACAAAGACAUCAUUUAAUCAGUUUUCUGCGUGAGCAUUACUGUGUGUCAUGCAUUCCAUAGGCGAGGAUCCGAUUCCCUCAUCAUUUUCCUAAUUAUGCUCAAACGGAGCACGGGCAAACGUCCCUUUUGAAUAGUCCUGGCAUUCAUGUUGUCAUAUCCGGCGGAUAAAAUCUUCGCCCGUAGUGUUUUUGUCCACCCUGCUUAUUUCGAGACAGGAUUCUAAUCCUAUUAAUUCAUUAUCGUUUAAAAAAAUUCCCGAUGACUCACGCGGCAAUCUUUCUGCCUCUACUUAUCUGCCAAAAUCCAUGUAGGCGUCUUUGCCAUAUUCUGUGAUAGAGAAACAUGACAGCAUAUUACAGGUGCUCCUUGUAUGCCUCUUCACAAAUUACCGAAUUCUCUCCGAUACAAUGAAUUUUUGCCUGCAUACCUUAUUACUGCGCUUUGUGACACCAAAUUCGACCACACUACGUACCAGGAUUCUCAAAAGUGAGACGAGCAUCGUUUUCGGAGAAGAACGUGACUGUUCCCACCCGGCUCUGACUAAUUUCCUCAGGCAGAAAAUCAGGUUUUCCAGUUCGAGGAGGAAUCCAGUGUAAAACUUCCAUUAGUGCUCUUUCACAGCAGAAAGCUCACAAACAUGCGGCCAUGCUCUGCAGGACUAAACAACACAAGAAUUCACCUGGAUAUAAUGGAACACCGUUUUUUUCUUACAGUAUCCUGCCUGUCUUCAGUAAGCCGGCCUUAAAAUAUGCCCUGCUUCCGAAAAAUGGGCCCUUUGCGUAUCCCAUGUUUAGAAUAACUAGAAAGUUUCAACGUUUCAUAUACCUUCUACUGAUCUUGAUUUCGGUCGCCCUAUUUCCAGCGUUUCAUCACCCACUGCUUUUUAAGAACUUUGGAAGGCACGACUGGGGCCUGACAUAAGGUCCGAUAAGGAUUGUCACUGUUAUCUUGUCGGAGCUUGCGUCAGUUCUUUUGCAACCUGCCGUGAAAUCUCCGUUACCAUUGAGGAGGGAGGGGCUAAAGCACUGAGAAUAAGUCAGUAUUUAAAGCAGGCAUACAUAGCAGAAUUUAUUUGUACUGACAAAUUUCGAGACGGCAUAUCAACUGCAACCUCUCGCUGCAGUUGCGAAUGCUGGGUGACCUUUGUUGCCUGUGCAGUGGCGGUCGGUUGACCCACCAGCUCUCCCAGUCUUUCGGAGCCGAUUUUUCUGCCAUUCAAAGCAGUGAUUGAAGGCAUGCUUAUAACGCGACCGAGCUCGGCUGGACAUAGAGCUGUACGUCUCUAAAGUUUCAUAUCCAAUUGUUGUGACGCCAGUGAUCGAUCCAAAAGGUCCGCCCAGCUUUCUUUGAUCAUCAGUGAUGACCAUCCACAACUAAUUUCUCCUUCUGUUUGGCCAGUACAUGGAUACCGUGUUUGCCAUCUCACACUGGUCCGCAGAGCAUGGGACAAAGUUUUUUCUGCUCUACGGAGAGUUAGGUCCCAUGGAUGACACCAGUGCAUACCACAUGCGAAAAAAUCCUAUCUGAUGUCUACUACUUUUCCGCUGUUCCCUAGGCUACCAUCUACAGCGGUCCGCGCGAGGAUUGGCCUGGGCCAAAGCAGGGGCCCACUUUAUUGAGCUGCUCACCCCAUAACAAGUCUCAUAAAUAGGGGGUGCAUAGUCGCACGCCUAGGCGCAGGUUUGUGCAACGUCAAUUACUUGCGUCCGAUCCCGUCUCUGGUCUUUUUGACUCUGUCUUGACACGGGGCCCAGAAUGGAGAGGGAAGAGAGACAGAGAGGGAGGGAGUGUGGUAGAUGCAGCGCAAGUCUUCUAUCACUACAAACUAACUCAUGCGCGGGUCACUAUCUCUGCGCGCACUCCGUUGUGGGACACGGUGGACAUCGUCGGAAACGACGGUCGGACUGUCACUGCUUCCCCAGGAUUGCUGACUUAUUUCCUCUGAGGAGGGAUUAAUGAGCGUAUGACCAAGCCGUAUGUCUUUAAAUUUCUUUCACUUUUCCUCAGCGACUACAUUGAAUACGCUCGAACAACUGGCUUUCAGCAAAUACCGCCACAUCUCAACCCUUCCAACAUUAAUCCGUUUCCUAAACUGCACCAAGGACCAGGGCUAUCUUGUAUCCAGACUGCGUGGUAAGCGAAAUCGUGCCACUUGUUUGCUCUUAGUUGCAUGCGUUUCUUUCGAGCGCGGAUUAUCUGAAUUUACUCCUCUGUACCGAGUUUACACUACUGUUCUGUCUUAACUUCCUACUUUGGUUACGUUUACAAUGACGAAUGCAGGCACCUUUUCUUUUAGUUAUCCGAAUUUUUCUGACGGUUCUCUGGUUAUGGGUCCUCCCUUAGCAAUGCCUGCACUUAUCAGGCGCUCCUAAAAUAAACGUAAGUAGGGUUGAAAACCAGAGCUGGUCCGAAGUUCUCGUACUGCGCAAAAGAAGGAGAAAAGUAAAUUCGCACCGUUGCCAUUUUCAGCAACAGUUUUCGACGUUUACCAAAACCUAAUUUAUCAGAGGACACCUAUAUGCAUUCUGAGACGGUGCGUAGGCGGUUCGGAUCAUACACGUUGAAUUAAGCCUUCUUUUUGCAGCAAGAGAGUUGUCCACAGUGUACAAACUCUUUUUAUUGUCUCCAGAGCUUGCCCGAGGGAGCUUCCUCGAAGAAUUUCGUUGGGACGGAGGUUCCAAAAGCACCACCUCUCCAUGGAAAGAACAUAUACCUACCGACACCUUGGUGUGUUUCUUUUACAUAAACAACCCUUGUGUAGCUUUACUUCUAA
Molecule: messenger RNA, 7074 nt
Organism: Spirometra erinaceieuropaei
Lineage: Eukaryota; Metazoa; Platyhelminthes; Cestoda; Diphyllobothriidea; Diphyllobothriidae
Source: the annotation of a GenBank genome assembly